UUGUCUAAACUUGCGGAGACAUUUUCAUGUUUUUCGGUUAGAUGAUACGCUUUUUUGAAUGAAAUCGAUACGAGCAAGUGUAUUUUCUGUAAAAAAAAAAACGGAGCUUAAUAAAAUUUUGAACACAAUAUCUACGCGCCCAUUAACAUUUCAAUUUGCCGCCCGUUCUUUCCCGCCCCUACAAAACUCUCAACAUCUGUGUACUUAUGUUCUGUGCAUGCAUUUUCACAAUCACCCAUUUAUACUCUCACAAUCUUGAGCUUUCUUUCUGUAAUUCGAUGAUGUCCAGUGACAAACCCCGAUCUCCUGUGGAAGAUCAGGUGAAGAAGAUCAAGUGGAAGUCAUUAAAAAGGCUGAUGAAAACUAAAAUGUCGAAACAGAAUGAUUUUAAGAUGUCGAAGAUAGCAGCAAGCUCAGCGGUAAAGAGGCCUACUAGGAAGAGAAAGACAAUGGAGUGUCACUUGCCUACUGCUUUCAGAGUUUCUCGUAACCCCUUUUCGGAAGCUGAAGAGAAAGGUAACAGUGGAGUUCCGAUGAAGUGGAAGUCAUUAAAAAUGUUAAUGAAGAAUGGGAAAAAAAUAAUGAAGUGGAGUAAAACAAGUGAUUUACAUGGUAAAAAGAGAAUUCGAAACUCAAAACAGAGUCAUUUGAGAAUAUUGAAGAAAGCAAGAAGCUCAGCAGAAUCUCCUGUUACUUCCAUGAAGAGGUCUACUAGGAAGAGAAAGACAAUAGAGCGUUACUCAUCGCUGUGGGCUUCAGCUUCCCGUGCUGCUAGUAAGCCAUUUCCAUGUGAAAAGGGGAAUGGCACUCGGCUAAAGGACAUACCAAAUGUGGCUUAUAAGUUGGCCCAGAGCAAAUAUGACGAUAACUUGCAGACACUUCACACCAUUCUUUUUGGGAGAAGAACAAAGGUGCAUGCUUCAAAGAACAUCGGUUUAUUUUCUGGAUUUGUGUGGGGUGAAAAUGAGGAAAAACAUAGGUCAAAAGUUGAGGAGCGGAUUGAUAAAUGUGUCAAGAACAAGUUGCUUGAAUUGUGUGAUAUCCUCGACAUACCAAUUAGUAACAAAUCCAGCACCAGGAAGGCAUACAUUUCAGCCAAGAUAUUGUACUUUCUAGAGUUUCCUCGUGCUAGAACUGAAUCAUCAAUUGCUGAUAAAACAGUGAAGCAAAAGAUAUCUGAGGGAGAGCAAAGGAAAUCUUCAGAAUGCAGAUAUUACAUCGAGGAUGAAGAAAAUGAGUCAGAUGACCGAAUGUCUGAUGAAAGCGACCCUGAUGCCUGGUAUAAUUAUAAGUAUGGACGCCAUGAAGACGUCGAGGUUGAUGAUGAUUUAUGGGACACUGAUCCUGAUACUGCUUGGCACCUGUACAAGUAUGGACGCCGGGUUUUUAGUACUCCAUGGUAAUAGGAACUGGAGAUGUAUUAAGCUUCUCUUUCGGGUCCACUAAUCCGGAGAACUGCUAGCAUAUUCGUUCCAACCGAUUUUAUUAAGUUAUCUCUGCAGAACCCUGGAUAUUAUGUACAUUAUGACUGGGGGAUUUUGUAAACAAGUGAAAGGGUGUUGAAUGUUUGGUGCAGUGUUACAGAAAUCGGAAAUCGGACCUAAUCGGUUAAGUUACCGAUUCAGGAAUUAAUCGGAAAUCGAGGAUUAAUCGGAAGGAUUAAUCGGUGUGAAAA
This is a messenger RNA of Daucus carota subsp. sativus, 1675 nucleotides long. Its product is annotated as DEK domain-containing chromatin-associated protein 1. The transcript is spliced from 8 exons. Gene Ontology annotation, cellular component: nucleus. Lineage: Eukaryota; Viridiplantae; Streptophyta; Magnoliopsida; Apiales; Apiaceae. The record is from RefSeq and is a predicted model, not a curated record. Gene Ontology annotation, molecular function: histone binding; DNA binding. Bases 207 to 1403 code for a protein of 398 amino acids. Gene Ontology annotation, biological process: regulation of double-strand break repair; chromatin organization.